AUGUUUGAAUCGUUGAGAAAUCUCUGCGCUGGUCGCAUGGUCGCGGACUCCACUACCUCUGAAAUGGAUAGACGAGAUGUGACCAAAACGAUGAUUUGCCGAGCCUGUCUGGUGCUUUUGGGACCGCAGGAUGCCUCCUAUCACCUGGACAGCGAACAGGACUUGGCCAGAAAGUAUUUCAGCUGCACAGGAGGCGAUCCGGGGAAGGUGUUCCGUUUGCAGGAUGAGGAAUUGCCACCCCAGUUGGUCCUGAAAAGCAUCUGCGAAUGCUGCUACCAACUGGUGCAAAAGUUCCACGACUUUCAACGCAUGUGCGAAGAGUCCUCGCGCAAUUUUGAGAAGCUGCUCCUGGACAUUGACUUUGAGUGCCUCAAACAGCAGGAUGGUGCCAUCCGUAUACCCCACUUGGAUACCCCCUCGGAAAGUAACGGAUCCAGUAAUCAGGAAGCCCAAAUGGACGCACCCUGCAUCGAGUCAACGGAAGAGAUUGUGAGUUUUAUCUGGGCACAAGGGUGCCUUUCUAUUCCCUAAUCUAAUCUAUAAUCGCUUUCGGUGCUUGAGGAGGAAGUGUACAUAAUUGAGGACGAGGCGGCCAAGCAGGAUCUUGGAAAGGAGAAGUUGCCCAUUCCAUCCAUUAGAAAGUUGUUAGGGGAAAGAAGAAAAAGAGGAGUUAGACUCACCCUCGAGUGCAGCAUAUGUCGUCGUGGCUUCUACAAAUCAUCUCUACUGGAGGCCCAUAUGAAGCAGCAUGAGGGACUAAAACCGUAUACCUGCGUCCAUUGUGCGAAGAGUUAUGCGAGGGCCAAUCUGCUAGACUCGCACCUGCGGGAGAUGCAUCAUAAUGCCUCCGCGAGGGUAAUCUAUCCCUGCCCAAGCUGCAGUAAAGUGUACACAGCGGAGCGGAGUCUCAAAUAUCACAUAAAAAGGGCGCACAAAAGGACUCAUACGCUAGAAGCCCCCGAUUCCUUGCACAUUUGUGAGGAGUGCGGAAAAUCCUUCGUACGCAGGGCCCUUCUUACUCGCCACAAAAGGAUCCAUGGAAAGGAUCGGAAGUACUCCUGCGAAUUCUGUGACCAGAGAUUCUACACCAAGGAGAACAUGGUGGAUCAUCUGCAGCGGAAGCAUGGCAACAAGAACUUAAUAAGAUGCCGAAAGUGCGGUCGCAUUUUCAGGAGCUCACUAGCCCUCUCCAAUCAUCUGAAAAAACACGAUCAGUCCACCGAGAUUAUGUAGUUCAAUAAUUUGUUUUAUUUGUGGUUUCAAUAACAUCAAGCUAACUCAACUGUUACAAUGAUUCGAAUUUCGUGGAAUUUGUUACACCAGUAAUUUGGGAUUAUGCCGCAUGAAUUAAGAGAUAUUAAGACGAGUUCGGUUGAAUCGGUUAGGCUGCCCUAAAAUUAGCUAACAUUCACAUAAUGGCCGGCGCAGCACAGUCGCUUAAAAA
Messenger RNA from Drosophila takahashii, 1444 nucleotides. NCBI's taxonomy places the organism in Eukaryota, Metazoa, Arthropoda, Insecta, Diptera, Drosophilidae. The record is from RefSeq and is a predicted model, not a curated record.